CGCCGGCCCCCGUUUCAAAGUGGUGAUGCGCGUCCGAGCGUUGUGCGCACCGGCAGGCGAAGGUGACCAAAGUGUCCCCGUCAAAGUGACAGCAGAACUAACGUGACAUUAAGGCAUUGUCCCCUUCCUUCCUCGUAGCGGAGACACUCUGUCUCUGACAGAGACACUGAGUGAGUGAUGCCGAGCGGAGCUUCACACUCCAAGUGACGCACAUGGCGGCAGAGCGUCGGCGAAAGAGCCGCGUCGCGAAGGGCUGAAGCGCUCUGCGGGACUCGACCCAACUUUCCACUGGGGACGUGUUCGUGGCGGACUGCGGCCGCCAGUUACCUGCACCCUUUGGGCUCCUUGGCCCGUGCGUCCUCCGGAGUUGCUUCCUUUCAGCAUGUGUGUGCAGGGUGCUUUUGGGGACUGAAAGCGCCCGUGUAGCCGGACAAGGGACGGGUCCUCGGGGCCCCCCGCUUCGCGGGGCUCUGUGGUUUACCGCUCCCGUUUACCCUUUACCGCUCCCGUUACCUUCAGCGCUCCCACCCGCCGAGCGCACAUGAUGCCGAAAGAGCGCGAGGGAAAGCGCAGCUCUGUGACGGCCGAUGCACCCGCUUUUCCCUCGGCUCCAGAACUGUGACAGGAAAAUAAAACCAAAGGCUAGAAUUUAAAAAAAAAAAAAGAAAAAAAAAAAGUAGCUACAGAAAAAGGAAGAUCAAAACGCAUCUGCGUUACGUACAUGUUCGAUCAGGCGACGAGUAUGGGCGAUGCGGUGGCCGAAGAGCGGAGCCUCCUCACCGGAUCCAACCUGCUGUGUCGGGAUCGGGAUCGGGAUCGGGAUCGGGCGAGAGCGAGAGAACCCAAGUGCCGCGCCGAACCGGGGAGCGGGUCUCCCCGGCAGAACACGGCCGACACCCCGGCGACGUCCGCUUCGACCCCCACUUCCUCGAGCGAGGAGGGCCAGGAGAAACUUUUAGGAGUAGACCCGGAGUACUGCCGGAGGAUUUUAGUGAGGGACGCCAAGGGGACCAUCCGGGAGAUCGUCCUGCCCAGGGGUCUCGACCUCGACCGUCCCAAACGCACGCGAACCUCCUUCACCGCAGAGCAGCUUUACCGCCUCGAGCUGGAAUUCCAGCGCUGCCAGUACGUGGUGGGUCGCGAGCGCACCGAACUCGCGCGGCAGCUCAACCUCUCGGAGACGCAGGUGAAAGUCUGGUUCCAGAACCGGCGCACCAAGCAGAAGAAAGACCAGUCUAAGGACACAGAGAAGCGCUCCUCAUCCACCUCUGAGUCACUAGCCACCUGCAACAUUCUGCGGCUACUGGAGCAGGGGCGCCUGCUGUCAGUGCCUGCACCCCCAAACCCGCUCCUGGCCCCUCACAAGGGCAAUGGCUCCCUCUUGGGCAGCAGCACCAGCGGCAGCAUCAGCAGUAGCAGCAGCAGCAGCAGGAGCUCCUCCACAAUCAUAAGCGGGAGUCACACCAGCACUGGCGCCAGCUUUGGCCUGUCGCUGCCCUCAUUAGGGACCCCACCCUCACCACGGCUGGCUGCUCCACCUCUUUGCUUCUCCUUGCCGAUGUUAGGAGGCACCCACGAACUGGCCACGGGGUACGGUUGUGGCUCCUCAGCUUUUGAGCCAUACACGCGGCUAGAGCGGAAGGAUGAUGAGCUGGGUGGGAAGAAAACCAUCACAUAAAAAAGCCACAGCUGUCCUUCGCUUUCCCUUUGGUUAAAAGGCUCAUGAGAUGGGCUCCAAGGUGAGCGGGCAGUGCCACGAGCCGCCUGUGAUUCCUCUGGGCCGCACCCAUUCAAACUCUCCACCCUCUUCUAUAAACCAAGCAUGUGGGUGUGCGCAAGGCUGUAAAAGGAUAAACUGCUUGCGGUGUUUGUAGGUGAUAUUGUUAUGUGUUGUAAGCCAAGUGUUUGGUGUUGUUUUUUUUUACUUAAAGCCACACCGCUCUGCGAUCUGAUCAGUGCUCACGUUGUCAUUGCCGUGUCUCGUGUUUUCCCCCCUCUCUCUUGUUGCUUUUCCUCACCUUUAGACGCGGUAAAUAUUAUUACCUAAUGCCUGAAGGACAGAGCACAUUUCUAA
Scleropages formosus (Asian bonytongue) is the source of this 2074-nucleotide messenger RNA. RefSeq names its product ventral anterior homeobox 2 (gene vax2). Bases 722 to 1678 code for a protein of 318 amino acids. Gene Ontology annotation, biological process: neuron differentiation; central nervous system development; brain development. Gene Ontology annotation, cellular component: nucleus. The transcript has 3 exons. Gene Ontology annotation, molecular function: DNA-binding transcription factor activity, RNA polymerase II-specific; RNA polymerase II cis-regulatory region sequence-specific DNA binding. The record is from RefSeq and is a predicted model, not a curated record. NCBI's taxonomy places the organism in Eukaryota, Metazoa, Chordata, Actinopteri, Osteoglossiformes, Osteoglossidae.